AGAAUAAAAAGGACAAAAGGUGUAGCCGCCAUGUUGGUUGACAUGAUAAGAGACACCAAGAACAAAUCUUUUGUAAAUGGUGGCUAUGACGUCACAUGCACCCAAAGAAUGCCAGGUGAUCUCGCCGAUUACUAUUAACCAAUCAGACUGCGAAUUGAGUUUCAAGUUAAAAAUCAAUCCCAUGCAUAAAAAUCCAAAAUGGCUAAUUAAUGAGCACAACAAAAACCAAUCCAAAACACACAUUUGCAAGCAAAAUCACAUUUAUUAGCAAAAAAUAAAAUACAUGCAUUAGAAUUUCGUUCAAGCCUGUCCACAGCAAAUGUUUGACACCCAAAGUAGAAAUAUUCCACAAAAUAUGUGCCUAAAAUAAUAAAAUAAACUGGCAAAUGAAAAGUGAGAAAGGAACGCGGUGACGACGAUUGCUUGUUCAGUAAAUGAAAGCGAAAGAUUCGUAAGUGAUCAAUACAAUAAAUGUAAAGCCUUUUUCCAUUAGAAUAGUGAUGAUCCAUAAGAGGCUAUCGGAAGUACUUCUCAACCCUUCCUAUUAGAACCAGUACAGGAAAGACACAAGACAGUUCACCUGGAACUAAUUUGAUGCUAAAAGGAUGAAGAAUCGACCUUCUGCUUGCAGUUGGAUUUCCAGUAAUCUUAUACUGGUACCACGAGCCGACACCAGUUAAACAUUGGAAUCAAGUAUGAGGUAGCGGUAGUUCACUUGCCUCUCACACCUCUGGGGUCUUGGGUUUGAUUCAUUCCUGGACUCAGCAUCACACAUGUCGCAAUCGAUCGUAGGAAAAACAAGUUGGAUUUAAACCAUCUAACGAUAAAAUAUGCAAAGAUACAAGGUUUCUUUUUUACUCUUGGUUAUCAACAUUAUCAAUUUCACCAUGGCAACAAACGUCAACAAUUCUUCUGGGUGGCCCAUCUGUAAAAAUAAAGGUUUCAGUGGCUGUAUCUGUACCAAUCAGAAAACAGCUCGAUGUUACAUCAGUCACGUGGCCGAUAUCGAAAAACACGUGAUCCAGCCAAACUGGUUUUUGCAACUGGACCUUUCAGGGAAUGGAAUUCAAUUCAUACCCAAGACGAAAUUAUCAAACUUCUCUAGCCUUAUCCAAUUGUCUUUAGCGAACAAUAGUAUACAAACUGUUAGCCAAAGAGCAUUCUAUGGUUUAGCACGACUAAGAGAACUAAAUCUCAGGGACAACACCAUCAAACAAUGGGACACGACGUCAAUAGGACAAGAUUUGCCAAGCCUCAGUUUACUGAACGUUGCGCGCAACACGUACUGGAAGCCUGACCAAAACAUCCUGUCUUUACCAAACCUGAAGGUCAUCUAUCUCCUGCUGGAGGUCACUAUACACGAAUCAUCAUCGUUUCGAUGUUAUUUGAUUCGACAAAAUAUGACAUUAGGGAAUGAAAACUACAGCGAAAUCUUGCCUAGUAAUGUUCAGGAGAAAGUUGACUUCACCACUUUUGCAUGGUAUGACAAGAUAAGUUGCAUAAAACGAAGCAUCAAUAUUCCUGAUAGUAACUUUCUAAAUGUUAUAAAGGAGCAGGAAUUGUAUUUCCAUUGCCAGGUUGUGCCACGCGACAAGAGUUUUCUGGGUGGUGAAGACAGAAAAAUGACAUCUCGCAAACUGAGCCACACAAAUGAUAAAAUAAGGCCGUGGUAUUAUAUAUUUAUGGUAGACAUUUGUUGGGAUACUGUAAACUUGGUUCAUAUUCCAAUUUUAUGUCUUGGACUUGUGGCCAUGGUUUUCAAUCUGAUCAUUGUCAUAACAACACUGAGAAGUAGAGUUCUACGAGAAUCUGUAGCACACGUUCUCGUGGCUAAUAUCGCUGUGGGUGACCUGUUGAUGUCAUUGUAUUCAAUAACACUCAUCAUUACUAGACGGAGCUUGUCUAUGAAGGAGUUUUAUCGCGUUCAUCUACCAUACUACUGUAGACUUGUUGGUUCCUUCUUGGUAGCUGGGCAGUUCGCUCAUUGUAUGCUCUCAUUGAUCACGACCUUAGAGAGAUACCUAGCUGUGGUAUACUGCAUGAGACCGCACAUCAGGAUCACCAUGCCAACGUGUCGGGUUGUCAUGGUGAUGGUUUGGAGUAUUUCGACUUCACUUGCAGCCUGUUCUGUGACGAAUGAAAGCUUUUCAAUUGACGACAUGUGCCUUCCCCAUAUUGAAGUUAACGACAUACCAGUUUUCCAUUACAUAGGUGGCACAGGACUUGCGCUGUACUUUCUGUCCAUUGCCUUAUAUGGUCAUAUGUACCUCGACUUCAAAAGGACCAAUCAGAAGACAGCCCAGCUACAAAGAGAAAAUGGUUUGGCGCGAAGGAUUGCACCCAUUGUAUUAACAAACAUUUUCUUUUUAAUUCUACCUGCGUUAAUACUUGCAAUUAUCUUUUACAUAUUCAAAAACUACAAAUUCAGCAAUACUUUGGAGGUUUUUUGGAGAACCUUUGGGAUAGCGUGUGUGGGGUUGAACCCAUUUCUUAAUCCCAUUCUGUUUUCAUUUAGGAACAGUAAAUUUUGUGGCCAACUUCGUCGAUAUUGUCAUUAUUUUAAUUGCAAUAAUUCUGUUUCUGACCGAAUAGUAUAGCUGAAAGAGUACGUUUUAAACUAGAUGAACGUAAUGGCUCAUGAUCCUUGAACUUGUGAUGCUAAUGUACCAAUCAGUUUAGGUUGUUUGCUUGUUUGUCUGUCUGUCUGUCCGUCUCUCAGUCUAUUUUGAGUCUGUUUGUUUGUCUUUCUGCAUGAUUAUCCGUCCGUCGCUUGUUUGUCUCUUUGUUUGAUUGUCAGUCGGUCUCUUUGCUUGUUUGUCUGUCAUUCCAAUUUUCUAGGGGAUGGUUUCAGGUCUGUCUGCUUUGUCUGUCUGUCUGUUUCCUUGUCUUUCUGUCCAUUUUUUUGUUUGUCUGUCUGUCCGUUUAUAUGUUUUUUGUCUGCUUACUUGAAAGACUCUUGAAACUUUCUUCGUGUCUUCAUGUCAGUAAUAUGAUGGGCAACAGCCUAGCCAAACAAUAACAGCGAAAUUAAUUUUUUUCUUCAAAUGAAUAAAUAAAGAAGAUGAUAUCCUUAUUCAGCUCAGCACUCUCACGAAUGUCAGGUGUCAAUACGGUAAACAAUAUAUAAAGAAAGGAACAAAAAACUAAGAGAGAAUUCAUUAAAAACAAACGAAAGUAAAAACCAUUUCUCGAAUGGAAAUAACAAAAGCAAGUAAGACAGCGCGUUUUUGGACCUUGAAAUGAGCACUUUUUUCCUACUUUUUUCUACAUCAUCACAGUUUAAAAAUAAUCCAGUUUGGAUGACUAAACUGACAACUUAAUGUUGUCUUUACUUCUCGCAAAGACCACAAACAAUAAUCUUGACU
Actinia tenebrosa (Australian red waratah sea anemone) is the source of this 3365-nucleotide messenger RNA. RefSeq lists its product as uncharacterized. Gene Ontology annotation, cellular component: plasma membrane. The record is from RefSeq and is a predicted model, not a curated record. Gene Ontology annotation, molecular function: protein binding; G protein-coupled peptide receptor activity. NCBI's taxonomy places the organism in Eukaryota, Metazoa, Cnidaria, Anthozoa, Actiniaria, Actiniidae. Gene Ontology annotation, biological process: adenylate cyclase-activating G protein-coupled receptor signaling pathway; hormone-mediated signaling pathway; activation of adenylate cyclase activity.